GGCGCAGGAAAAGCAAAGAAGAUCAAGAGCCUUGACACUGCUCCCAGCCGUGCCCGAUCCGCCGCGACCGGGCUCACCACGGGCUCUCAUCACGUUGGCCCGACCCCGCCGCAACGCAUCCCUCGGAGCCCCCCGCCAGGCGCUGAGAGCAGAGACCGGCGCGGGGUCCCCGGAGCCGGCUCGCCGCCCGCCGGGGGCUGGUAUGUGGUAGGGUAGGGCCAUGUAUUGGAAGAGUGACCCGAUGUUCGUCUGCAGGCUGGAGGACAAGGACUUGCCCGCGCUCGGGGGCCCGGCGGAGAAGGCCAGCCCCGCAGCAGCUGACGAGGACUCCUGCUCUUCCUCCGCUGCCCUGUCGCCCUCCUCGUCGCCGCGGUCCAUGGCCUCAGGCUCAGGCUGCACCCCCGGCAAGUGCGUGUGCAGCAGCUGCGGCCUGGAGAUUGUGGACAAGUACCUGCUCAAGGUAAAUGACCUCUGCUGGCAUGUGCGCUGCCUCUCAUGCAGCGUUUGCAGAACGUCCCUGGGAAGGCACACCAGCUGCUACAUCAAAGAUAAAGAUAUCUUCUGCAAACUUGAUUAUUUCAGGCGCUACGGCACUCGCUGCUCCCGCUGCGGGCGGCACAUCCACUCCACCGACUGGGUCCGGCGGGCCAAAGGGAACGUGUACCACCUGGCCUGCUUCGCCUGCUUCUCCUGCAAAAGACAGCUCUCGACCGGAGAGGAGUUCGCCUUGGUCGAGGAGAAAGUCCUUUGCAGAGUACAUUACGACUGCAUGUUGGACAAUUUGAAAAGAGAAGUUGAAAAUGGUAAUGGGAUUAGUGUGGAAGGAGCAUUACUAACAGAACAAGAUAUUAAUCAUCCAAAACCAGCAAAAAGAGCUCGGACCAGCUUCACAGCAGAUCAACUCCAGGUUAUGCAAGCACAGUUUGCUCAGGACAACAAUCCAGAUGCACAAACACUUCAGAAACUGGCAGAAAGAACAGGCUUGAGCAGGCGUGUUAUACAGGUGUGGUUUCAGAAUUGCAGAGCACGCCAUAAGAAACAUGUUAGUCCUAAUCACUCAUCUACUGCUCCUGUCACAGCAGUUCAGCCCUCCAGGUUGUCUCCACCCAUGUUAGAAGAAAUGGCAUACUCUGCAUAUGUACCCCAGGAUGGGACUAUGCUCACUGCUCUGCACAGCUACAUGGAUGCUCAUUCACCUACAGCUCUCGGACUUCAGCCAUUGCUACCCCAUUCAAUGACACAACUGCCACUAAGUCACACCUAAUUCCUUUUCAUCAGGGAUCUAAACUAUUAAAGAUGUAACCUUAUGUCAUAGUGUAUUGAAAAUAUCAUUGGAAAGCUAUUAAUGUUAACUUUUUAUUUAACACCCAGAGCAUUUUCAAGAAAAUUUUCACCCAGGUAUGUCCACCUAUUUAGCCUGCAAGAUACUUUUAUGGAUUCUGCUUAAGUAACUAUUACGUUGUUUACAAGCCUUAUUAAACACUUUUUUGUAUUGUCUGGAAGUAGUCUGCUCUAGUUAUGUGUGUGUUAAUUUAUUUGUCAUCAAAAGAGCACUUUGCCUAAAAGAAAGGACUGACAAUUGUGCAAAAUGUUUACAAUUUUGUGAAAUUGUUGCUUAUCAUUAGGUUUGUAUUUGUAAGUUAUUGCUAAAAGUAUUAUCUGUAUUUGAGUUGUAUACAGCCUAUAUGUUAAAACUUAUUUCUGUGAGUUUACAAAAAUUUUGGUUGCGAAUAUUUUCAAAAAGAACUGAAUAAAGUUUCUGCUGCAGCAUGCCAAGCAAAAA
This is a messenger RNA of Passer domesticus (house sparrow), 1783 nucleotides long. RefSeq names its product LIM homeobox 8 (gene LHX8). Gene Ontology annotation, cellular component: nucleus. The transcript is spliced from 9 exons. The record is from RefSeq and is a predicted model, not a curated record. Gene Ontology annotation, biological process: forebrain neuron development; regulation of transcription by RNA polymerase II; neuron differentiation. Bases 221 to 1264 code for a protein of 347 amino acids. Lineage: Eukaryota; Metazoa; Chordata; Aves; Passeriformes; Passeridae. Gene Ontology annotation, molecular function: DNA-binding transcription factor activity, RNA polymerase II-specific; RNA polymerase II transcription regulatory region sequence-specific DNA binding.